CCCAGCAUCACACAGCAGUCUCUCCUCUUGUCAGAGGAGGGUAGACCGGGAGCCGAGGACCCACUGUCGCCACAGUGCAAAAUAACGAACUCAACGAACGUUUCGGAACAUUUUGGACACGACUUUUCUGAUGUUUUCGGGUGUCAGGUUGUCGGCAAUGAAGUCGUCACACAGUCGCCCCUCCAGAGUGGGUAGAAACCCCUUCGCCCACGAGCUGAAAUUCACCAUGACAGAAAAAAUAAAGAUAGGACUGAUGUCAGUUACAGUGUUCCCAGUGCGCCUGCUACUGGUGUCCUUCCUCAUGCUGCUGGCAUGGCCCUUCGCUUUCACUGCCUCGCUGGGACGUUCUGAGUUCGUCAUUGAGCCACAGUCAUGGUGGAGGAGGUUCUUAGACCUGAGUCUCCGGGUGAUCAUGCGAGCCAUGUGGUUUUGCGGAGGUUUCCAUUGGAUCAAGGUGAAAGGGGAACGGGCAGCACCAUCUGAAGUUCCCAUCCUCACCGUGGCACCACACUCCUCAUAUUUUGAUGCCAUCCCAGUCACCAUGACCAUGUGCUCCAUAGUCACCAAACUGGAGAGCAGGAGCAUUCCUGUCUGGGGAACUUUGAUCAGCUACAUCAGGCCAGUGUUUGUAUUUCGCUCGGACCAGGACUCCAGAAGGAAAACUGUUGAGGAAAUCAAGAGGAGAGCCCGGUCUGGAGGGGAGUGGCCCCAGAUCAUGAUAUUCCCAGAGGGGACGUGUACCAACAGGUCCGGUCUCAUCUUAUUUAAGGCUGGUGCUUUCAUCCCAGGACUCCCAGUGCAGCCAGUGGUGCUACGCUACCCAAACAAACUGGAUACUGUUACAUGGACAUGGCAAGGUCCAGGAGCGUUCAAGAUCCUGUGGCUCACUCUGUGCCAACCUCAUAAUCCUAUGGAGAUAGAGUACUUGCCUAUUUACACUCCAUCAAACGAGGAGAAGGAAAACCCUGCUCUGUUUGCCAAUAAUGUCAGGAAACUCAUGGCCAAGGCACUGGAGCUGCCGCUCACAGACCUAUCCUUUGAUGACCGCGACAUCAGCCUAUCACAGGGCCCACUGCGCAUCCAUGAUUACAGCACCCUGCUUGAGUUCAACCAGCUGGUGUGUCGCUUAGGGCUGAGAGCAGGGACCACAGACAAGGUGCUAGAAGAGCAGGCCAGAAGAGCCAGAAAGCUGCAGGGAGACAGGCUGAGUUUAGAAGACUUUGCCCAGUUCUUCAACCUGCCAGUUACAGACACACUCACACAAGUCCAUAGCCUCUUUGACCAGCAUGGAGAUGGGCAGAUAGACAUCAGGCACUUCGUUAUAGCGCUGUCGACUGUUUUCCGACCAUCAAAGUCAAUGGAGACCCUCAAACUGGCCUUCAAGAUGUAUGAGAGCGAAGCGAACGGGGAAGUCCUGGAACAGGAGCUCGCUGCCAUCUUGGAAAUAAUGCUGGGAGUGGAAGAGGUGGAACUUUCUAUGCUGUUUUUAGAUCUUGAAGGACCUGACACGGACAAGAUCACAUAUGAUGAACUUCAUGAUUUUAUAGAGCAGCACCCACACUUUGUCCUGGAUUACCUUGAUUUUAAAAACCACCCGCGCAAAUUCUGCGUCGGCCGACCUAAGAGCUGCAAUGGCCAGAACCAUGACAAAGACGACUGAAUUAUGGACUUGAGAUAUCCCACUACUCUAUUUCUCUUCUCUCUCUGUCAUAACAGCAUCUUCACAUGCUGCAGUUUGCCUACCACCUUUGUGCCUUUUAAGUGCAGGGAGGGAAAAAGGCAAAAGAGUGCUUGGAUGGGAGGAGAAUAACAGAGUAGUUACUGUAGGAAGUGUAAAGAUGAAUCAUGGCAGCACAGAUGAUGGAGAUGGAGUCAAAAUCUCUACACCAUCACUCCAUCUUUUUUUUUUGGCCUUUCUUUGUUUUUACUCUGUAUCAUGAUUUAAAGAAACUUGUUUUAUUAAAUGAUCUGCAAAUAUAUUAUUUAUUUUAAGAUUAUUUUCUUAUAUAUUAAGUAUUAAGAUAUUUAUCUAAUUAGUUGAUGAAAGGGUUUUUUUUGUCAACUUUUUGUUUAGCACUGUUGUUGAUCUCAGGCAAACAAACACUAGCACAUCGCCCAUUCCUGCUGCUCAUUAUUUACAUACUGAAAACUUCAAUUUCAGGUUUAAAAAAAAAAAGAAUCAGGAUAUACACCAUGCUGCCAUUCAGACUGAGCCUGUGAUGUUUAUACCAAAAUUGUAACACCAAAUACUGCAGGAAAAAGCUAAACCAGCCUCUUAAUCCAGAGAAAUCAUUCCUUACUUCAAGCAGCUAUCUCACUGCCAUGGUGUACAAACCAAAAAAACCUUACAAAACAGUUUUUCUAGGGAUGAUUAAUAAAGACCGACAUAGUUUUUGUCCAACUAUGUUUUUCUGGUAGUAUGAUGAGUAAUGUAAUAGCUAUUUCUGCUCAAUUUUGAUGUCAGUGCUGUUUUCCAAAAAAUGUUUUGUCCAUCUCCAAAUAAAAGGAAGGUCUCGCUUUUCUAAGAACAACAUA
Messenger RNA from Thunnus maccoyii (southern bluefin tuna), 2535 nucleotides. It is a transcript of the gene lpcat1, whose product is annotated as lysophosphatidylcholine acyltransferase 1. The transcript is spliced from 14 exons. The coding region runs from base 131 to 1660 and encodes 509 amino acids. NCBI's taxonomy places the organism in Eukaryota, Metazoa, Chordata, Actinopteri, Scombriformes, Scombridae. The record is from RefSeq and is a predicted model, not a curated record.